UGUCUACAUCAUGGAAAAGCCUUUGGUUUUGUAUAUCUUUUUAUUCUACUGGCAUUUCCUAAAUGCUUUAUUCACGGUUGAAGCUCCCCAGUCACUCUACACUGUGGAACAUGGGAAGAAUGUGACCAUGGAAUGCACAUUUCCAGUGAAUGGGGAAUUCAGGUUUAGAGAUUUAAGUGUCAGCUGGGAAAAGAAAGAUGAGUCAAAGAAGCAGGUUUAUGCACUUCUCAAAGGAGAGGAAGACUUUAAAAGUCAGCACAGUGACUUUAAGGGAAGAACAACAUUGCUGAAAGAGAACCUGAACUUGGGACAGUCUCUCCUUCAGAUCACUGAUGUGAAGCUCCGAGAUGCGGGGUUUUACCGCUGUCUUAUUGGCUAUGGGGGAGCCGACUACAAGACAAUCAACCUGAAAGUUAAGGCUCCUUAUAAAACUAUAAACCAACGAGUGGUGAGCACAGGAGACAACAAAUGGAAGUUGACAUGUCAGUCAGAAGGAUACCCACAAGCUGAAGUGAUAUGGAAAAACAGAGGAUAUGAAGAUUUGACUGAUAAGGCAAACACAAGUUAUGAAACUGGAAGUGACCAGCUGUAUCGUGUGACAAGUACCCUUACAAUCAAAAGUAGGAUUGAUGAGGUUUUUUACUGUAUAUUCUGGAACAAAGAGCUACAAGAAAAUACAUCUGCCGUUUUACACAUAGCAGAUUCAGCUGAUGGUGUUCUGUGGGCUGAAAACAGACGCUUUAUUGGAGCAAGUCUCAUUGCAACUGCUUUAUUUGGAUCAGUGCUUCUAUUUAUGGUCUACAUAAGAAAAGCUAGAGCAUAUAAGGACAACAGAAUACCUGUGGCUAGUUCGUCAAUAGCAAAGCUAUCAAAAGAUAAAGAUACACAUGACUGCAGUGAUGCUUCUUUUGAAGACCAAGAGCUGAAAUAUAUGCAAAUUGAGAAGAACUAGAGAAAGCAGGGGAAGCAUUUUUUCCUCUGUGGCGAAGGUGUGACAGCUCAGAUGUUCUGCAUUCUGUCUGUUAAGGGGGAUAUUAUUUUUUUAAUAUUAUUCUGUGAUGGCAAUCUUCUUCCAUAUCUUUGUAACUCAGGAAAAACUGCAAUGAAGUUAAUAGAAUUAUUAUAGCAUAAGAAGUCCCUGGUUUCAGGUUUCUGUAUAUGUGACUAGGUGUGAAGGUAUUUUCUUAAAUAUCCAUGUUUUGCUUUCUCAAGUAUAUGCACUUUCAAAGACACAUUUCAUUUAAAAUAUCUUUAAGGUAAAGCACUUUAGGUCUAUGGCCGUCGUGAAUUUCAUAGCUAGCUCUUGAAUAGGCCAUCUUCUGGUCUUGCUUUGCCCACCCCUACACCCCCGGCACCACCUGACCUUUUGGUUCCCUGCAGAGAUGCCAUACAGACAGGGCAUUUUCUGUCCUUACUGUAGAUCUUAAAAUACCAGGUACUCACAGCUAAGCCUGAACUAGAUGUUGUAACCCUCUUGGCAACUAUGGUUUGGAAAUUACCAGAAUAUAGUGAGUUUCUUGAUCUUUUUCUCUGAAAAGUGUUUUGGGGAUGUAAUUUCCUUGUGAUAUAGCUGGCACUACUCGGUUACUACUUAUUGCUCUUCUGAUUUACCAUCUGGGGAUAAUGCAACUCUUUGGACAUUCAGGAAGAACAGCUCUUGAUUUGGACUUCCUUUUUGUUCAUCUUGGGAAUAGAAGAAAGAGAACCUUCUCACUUCUAGGACAUGAAAUAUAUGCUCAUGUGAUUACUUCAGAAAAGCUGAGGGAACAUGCUCCUGGAUCCCACUUCUUAAGCUAUUGCUUUGUUACAUUUU
Molecule: messenger RNA, 1813 nt
Organism: Egretta garzetta (little egret)
Lineage: Eukaryota; Metazoa; Chordata; Aves; Pelecaniformes; Ardeidae
Gene: CD274
Product: CD274 molecule
Exons: 7
Coding region: 11-952 (313 amino acids)
Biological process (GO): cell surface receptor signaling pathway; cellular response to lipopolysaccharide; positive regulation of T cell proliferation
Cellular component (GO): external side of plasma membrane
Source: RefSeq, a predicted model, not a curated record